AGCAGCCCACCGCCUCUGCGCGCACUCGCCCCGCGCGUCGCUCUUGGCCCCUUCCGGCCACCGUUGCUCUCUAUAACGCUGCGCCCUGACCCGGAAGAGCAUUCUCCUUAGCAACUGCAGGACCGUGACGGCGCCGGUCUCCCGGGAACUACGCUCGUGACAACUGAGCUGCUCAAGGCGGAAAGAACUCUGAGCUGAGCGGUGGAGGCCACCCUGGAUCUGGAGAGCAGAGGCGACCUUGGAAGCAGUAAUGAGCCGUCCUGACUACAGGCUGAACCUGGGGCCCCCCAGAGGUGUGUCCUCUGUGGUUGGCCCACAUGGUGUUGGUGCUUCGCCAGGUGACAAAAAGUCAAAGAACAAGUCCAUACGAGGGAAGAAAAAGAGCGUAUUUGAAACUUACAUGUCCAAGGAGGAUGUUGCAGAAGGCUUGAAGAGAGGAACCCUUAUCCAGGGUGUAUUGAGAAUUAAUCCAAAGAAGUUUCAUGAAGCCUUCAUUCCUUCCCCGGAUGGUGAUCGAGACAUUUUUAUUGACGGGGUCGUUGCUCGUAAUAGAGCCUUGAAUGGGGAUCUGGUGGUCGUGAAGCUGCUUCCAGAGGAGCAAUGGAAGGUAAUUAAACCCGAGAGUGGUGACAAAGAAACAGAAGGUGCCUAUGAAUCAGACCCCCCCGAGGAGCUGUGUGGAAGCCAUGUCCUGCAGCCGUCCCCGAAAGGCUGUAAUGACAGUCCUGAUGUCAUUAUAGAGGCCCAGUUUGAUGACAGCGAUGCAGAAAAUGGACAUGGCAGCACACAAAAUGUUCUGGUUGAUGGUGUUAAGAAACUCUCAGUUUGUGUUCAUGAAAAAGGGAAAGAGGAUGUUGGUGCCCCAGUUACAAAAGAUGAGAGCACCUCCGUGGCACAGGACAUAAGAGCUUUACCAGAGAAGUCGCUGCAAAGAUCAGCAAAGGUGGUUUACAUCGUGGAGAAAAAGCAUUCCCGAGCAGCAAUGGGCUUCCUCAAACUCCUGGCUGAUAAGAACAGCGAACUGUUCCGGAAAUAUGCCCUGUUUUCGCCCUCGGACCACCGAGUACCUAGGAUAUACGUGCCUCUCAAGGACUGUCCCCAGGACUUUGUGACACGGCCUAAAGAUUACGCCAGCACCCUGUUCAUCUGCCGCAUCGUGGACUGGAAGGAGGACAGCAGCUUUGCCCUGGGGCAGCUGGCUAAGAGUCUUGGGCAGGCUGGUGAAAUUGAGCCUGAAACAGAAGGAAUACUAACAGAGUAUGGUGUGGAUUUCUCGGACUUCUCUUCAGAAGUUCUAGAAUGUCUUCCUCAAGGCUUGCCCUGGACAAUACCACCAGAGGAAUUCAGCAAGAGAAGAGAUUUAAGAAAAGACUGUGUCUUCACCAUUGACCCGUCAACUGCCCGAGACCUCGAUGACGCGCUCUCCUGCAAGCCAGUCGCUGAUGGUAUCUUCGAAGUGGGAGUUCACAUUGCCGACGUCAGUUACUUUGUUCCUGAGGGAUCCGAAUUGGAUAAAGUGGCUGCUGAGAGAGCAACAAGUGUCUACUUGGUUCAGAAGGUGGUCCCCAUGCUUCCCAGGCUGCUGUGUGAGGAGCUGUGCAGCCUCAAUCCCAUGACCGACAAACUGACCUUCUCCGUGAUCUGGAUGCUGACUCCAGAGGGCAAGAUCCUCAGUGAGUGGUUUGGCCGGACCAUCAUCCACUCCUGCACCAAGCUGAGCUACGACCAUGCCCAGAGCAUGAUUGAAAGCCCGACCAGGACAGUCCCCGAGACCGAGCUGCCCCCCAUUGCCCCGGAGCACACCAGUGACGAGGUACACCAGGCUGUCUUGAAUCUCCACAGAAUUGCUCAGGAGUUACGCAAACAGCGGUUUUUGGAUGGCGCACUGCGUUUGGAUCAGCUAAAGCUUGCUUUCACUCUGGACCACGAGACUGGAUUGCCUCAAGGAUGUCACAUCUACGAGUACCGCGACAGCAACAAGCUGGUGGAGGAGUUCAUGCUCUUGGCCAACAUGGCAGUGGCCCACAAGAUCCACCGGGCCUUCCCCGAGCGGGCCCUGCUGCGUCGGCACCCCCCACCCCAAGCCAGGAUGCUCAGUGACCUGGAGGAGUUCUGUGACCAGAUGGGGCUGCCCAUAGACGUCAGCUCCGCCAGCGCCAUCAAUAAAAGUCUGACCAAACUGUUUGGAGAUGACAAGUAUUCACUGGCCCGGAAGGAGGUGCUCACCAACAUGUGCUCUCGGCCCAUGCAGAUGGCGCUGUACUUCUGCUCGGGGGUGCUGCAGGACCAGGCGCAGUUCCGGCACUACGCCCUCAACGUGCCGCUCUACACGCACUUCACCUCUCCCAUCCGCCGCUUCGCGGACGUCAUGGUGCACCGUCUCCUGGCUGCCGCGCUGGGCUACAGGGAGCUGCCAGACGUGGCGCCCAGUGUCCUGCAGAAGCGGGCCGACCACUGCAAUGACCGCCGCAUGGCGUCCAAGCGCGUACAGGAGCUCAGCACCAGCCUCUUCUUUGCCGUCAUGGUCAAGGAGAGUGGUCCCCUGGAGUCCGAAGCCAUGGUGCUGGGCGUCCUGAGCCAAGCCUUCGACGUGCUGGUGCUGCGCUAUGGGGUGCAGAAGCGCAUCUACUGCAAUGCCCUGCCCCUGCGGUCCCACCACUUCCAGAAGGUGGGCAAGAAGCCAGAGCUCACGCUUGUCUGGGAGCCUGAGGACAUGGAGCAGGAGCCAGUGCAGCAGGUCAUCACCAUCUUCAGCCUGGUGGAGGUGCUGCUGCGGGCAGAGGAUGCAGCCCUCAAGUACAGUGCCAUCCUGAAGCAGCCGGGUACCGAGGGCCUCCUGGGCCCGCAGGACGGGGCGUGUGACAAGGACACCGAGCAGGACUGAGGCCACCAGCCGGCCCCACCCACCCACCCGCCCCACCUGCUGGCUUUUAGGACUGGGACCUUUGGCACCAAAGGGGAUUUUUAAUUUGGUUUUUAAAAACUCAGGGUUUUGUUUUAUUUUUUCAUUAUAUUUUAUUAUUUGCAGCUCAGUUUUUAAACAAACUGGAGGGCAGACGGUGGGGCUGGAUGGACGGCUGAGGCCUGGCCAGUAUUUACCAGAACAGAAUGGUAUCCGGUCCUCCCAGGAGUCCAGCCCCCCUUCUGCCAGGCCACCCACUGCCUUCCCCUGCCCAGGAAACUCGGGGACGGGGAGACGUUCAGCAAAUCAGUGUCAUGGAAUGAAAUCAAGUGCGUCUGCCGUGGGCGGCACCUUUGGGAGGCCGCGGGGGCAGCCCGCCCCAUGGGCCCCAGACGAGGGACCUGGCUCAGGCUCCACCCCUUAGAGCUGAGCUGGGGUCACCACCCUCUGGAACCUUCCUGUCAGUUCCAGGAUGAUUCACAGAGCUGGCCGCAUGGCAGAUUGAUGCCAGCACCUUUUUCUGGCUGAUUAGAAAUGUAAUUAGUAUGCAAGACGGCAAGCUUACCCAUCACCCUACCGCUUGUGGCUGUGUCCCUCCCUUCCCCCACCAUUUCCUCUUUGCCUGCCAGCUGCACUUGGCUCAGGAGGGGGGACCUGGGUCCUGUGACACCCCCUCCCCCUGUUCCUGGGCCAGAGCUCUGAGUGGCCUGUCCACCCCAUGGUUCAUGCUGGUGCCUCAGCACCUUCAGCCCCAAUCCUGCCCCUGGGCAGCACCGAGGGAACAUGGACAGUGAGGCGUGGGCCUGCUGGAGGUGGGAAGGGCCCUCCAACUGGUCUUCCUGACCAGGGACAGGAAAAUGGGCUCCUGGUGGCCCAGCCUGGCGCAGUCACCUAUCUGGCAUUCUGACAUCCACUGAUACCACCAGUGUCAGAGACGCAGGGACCGAGGUGGGCCACUGGGCAGUGUGCUCUCUCCAGUGGGUCUGACUUAUGCUCCUUCCCUGCCGAACCAGGAAAUCACAGGUUUCCCCAAAAGCUGCUGGAAACGAAGUCCAUGGUGGCCACGGGCCCGUUCCCACCAUGUUGGUCCCCCCGUGUCGAUAUUGACGAGCUCGACUGGUCUGGUUAUAGUGAGCUUCCUUCAAAGAAAAGUUCAAUGCAGCACCUUGUGAAGGGCCUUCGGUGUCUGGAGUAGUGACGGCAUGGCUGCUUUUGUCUGCCACUGGCAGGCGUGGCUCGUCCACCCAGCACUGAGCUGGGGGCCCCAGCGGAGCAGAGGACCCCUCGUACCUGCCCCCAGUUCCUUUCUCUCUUCUUAACACCUCAGCCUUUAAAUCUGUCCCAGGGACCACCAUCCCUUUUCAGCUCCUGUCCCCAGAGCCUUUGCCUAGAUCCAAGUAUCUGGAAGGGAAGAGAAGUGAGCAUCUGGUGGUUUGGUAUUUGGAUGAGGAGAUUUCGGGUGCUUCCCUGGCCUGGGUAGCCAGACAACCCAAGAGUGAGACAUCACAACCCUGUCCCUGUCCCCUCAGUUGCCCCACCCUCUGAGGAGGAGCAGCCGUCUUCUCUGGUGCUGUCCCCAGGACCUCCCACAGAGCCUGGGAGCUGAGGGCAGAGCAGCGCCCCUCAGGGAGGCCGUGGGUGAGUGCUGGUCUCCUUGGUGGGCAGCGUGGACCCAGACCAGACGUCCCUCCUUUCUGCCCCAGCAAGGACUAGCCAGCUCAGUCAGCAAGGAGGAGCUUUGCUGCCUGGAUUUGCUUGGGAGGCAGAGGCCGGCCUACCCCAGAGGCUCCCUGCAGCUGUGGGGGCCAUCGCAGCCCCACCUCAUUGACAGGGAUGAGAAUUGAACUGCAUCCAGAAAUGAGGCAGGUCCCUGGCCAAGGUGUCACAGCCCAGCAUGUCCCACCCACUGCAGCCGCGUCUUCCAUCUUCAUCCGCUCGUUCAGCCAUUGUUGAUGCCGUCCAUCUGCAGGGCAUUGGUGGGACACAUGUCCAUGGGUCCAGUGGGAAGGACAGCCCCUUCUGUGGCCCCACACUAAGAGGACUUAAUAAAAGCGGUGAUGAACCAAAACCUCGUCAAA
Messenger RNA from Rhinolophus ferrumequinum (greater horseshoe bat), 4980 nucleotides. It is a transcript of the gene DIS3L2, whose product is annotated as DIS3 like 3'-5' exoribonuclease 2. Bases 251 to 2884 code for a protein of 877 amino acids. Gene Ontology annotation, cellular component: P-body; exosome (RNase complex). The transcript has 21 exons. Lineage: Eukaryota; Metazoa; Chordata; Mammalia; Chiroptera; Rhinolophidae. The record is from RefSeq and is a predicted model, not a curated record. Gene Ontology annotation, molecular function: RNA binding; 3'-5'-RNA exonuclease activity. Gene Ontology annotation, biological process: miRNA catabolic process.